Eruca vesicaria subsp. sativa (arugula) is the source of this 219-nucleotide messenger RNA. The record is from the annotation of a GenBank genome assembly. Lineage: Eukaryota; Viridiplantae; Streptophyta; Magnoliopsida; Brassicales; Brassicaceae.
AUGUAUUAUGGUGCUUCUGUUCCAACUCAAACAGUAGCUGCUCCUCCUGUGUUUGUGUGCUUUGAUGUUAGAUAUGAGCGGAUACUAAGUUUUAUCACAGCCCCCAAGGAGCUCCUGGUUUCGCUUCGCGCCGCAUCAUUGAUCGAAUACAAAGGGAAGCUAGCUGUCGUUGUACCACUCUUUGUCCGGGGAUGCUUGUUAUUCUUUCGGCCACUUUAA